Messenger RNA from Corvus hawaiiensis (hawaiian crow), 2184 nucleotides. It is a transcript of the gene ECD, whose product is annotated as ecdysoneless cell cycle regulator. The transcript is spliced from 13 exons. The record is from RefSeq and is a predicted model, not a curated record. NCBI's taxonomy places the organism in Eukaryota, Metazoa, Chordata, Aves, Passeriformes, Corvidae. Gene Ontology annotation, cellular component: nucleus. Bases 8 to 1915 code for a protein of 635 amino acids.
CGCCGCGAUGGAGGCGCUGCGGCGGCCCGCGCUGCCCGAGGACGCGGUGCGCUACCGCCUGUUCGCGGCGGCGGCCGCGGGCCCGGGCGGCGAGGCGCUGCUGCGGCGCUGCGCUGAGGUGCUCCUGGUGCGCUUCGCUCCGCUCCUGGCCGCCUACGUGUGGCAGCGGCAGCCGUUCCGCCUGCGCUACGUGCCGCGCCGGGGCGAGACGCCGGCGCACAUCGGCGGCACCACGCUGUUCGGGGAUAACGUGGAGGACGAGUGGUUCAUUGUGUACCUGGUCCGGGAGAUCACCAGGGAGUUCCCGGGGCUGGCAGCCAGGAUUGAUGACAAUGAUGGAGAGUUUCUCUUGAUAGAAGCAGCUGAUUUUCUCCCAAAGUGGCUGAAUCCUGAGAAUAGUGAAAACAGGGUGUUCUUUUAUAAAGGAGAGCUGCACAUCAUCCCGCUGUCGGAGACUCCGGAGCAGGACUGUGACCUCUCUGCUCCCUGCCCCACAAUCCCACAGGCACUGGCACUGUUGUCCAGCCGCUCCGAGGAGUUCCUGGCUGCAGAGCCCAUCAGGGCUGCAGUGAAUAAACGCAUCGAUGGGUAUCCCGAGAAGAUCCAGGCCUCGCUGCACCGAGCCCGCUGCUUCCUCCCGGCCGGCAUCGUGGCCGUGCUGAGGCAGCGCCCGUCCCUGGUGGCUGCGGCAGUCCAGGCCUUCUACCUGCGGGAUCCGGGCGAUCUGCGGGCGUGUCGGCGCCCCUUCAGAACCUUCCCUGCAGAGCAGCGUGUGAUGGCCCUGGUGACUUUCACUCGGUGUUUAUAUGCACAGCUGGUGCAGCAGAAGUUUGUUCCAGACAGACGCAGUGGAUACACCCUGCCUGCCCCAUCUCAUCCUCAGUACAGAGCCUAUGAACUGGGCAUGAAACUGGCUCAUGGCUUUGAAAUUCUGUGCUCCAAGAGCAGUAAAGUAGCUCCUGAUACCAAGAGAAAUGUGUUAAGUGGUCCUCUGUGGGAGAGAUUCCUCAGGAGCUUGAAGGAGAAAGAUUAUUUCAAGGGAGAAAUGGAAGGAUCUGCAAAGUACCUGGAACUGUUGCAUAUGGCAGAAGAUCACUUCCAGCAAUCUGUUGCCCCAGAAAGCUCUGUUGAAGUGAGCCCAGGUGAUGAAAUCUUGACACUGCUACAGACAACAUCCAUUGAUUUGAAGGAAUUUGAGAGAGAAGCAGCUUCUCUUCCUCCAGAGGAUGAUGACAGCUGGCUGGAUAUUACACCAGAUGCUCUGGAUCAGAUGCUGAAGGAGGCAAGAAAUGAGUCCCUUCCUUCCACAAAUGAGGAAGAGCAAAAAUACGACUUGGAAACAGUUGCUGAGAGCAUGAAGGCUUUUGUGUCCAAAGUCUCCUCACACGAAGGAGCAGAAAUGCCAUGGUCAUCUGAUGAAUCCCAUGUUACCUUUGAUGUGGAUUCUUUUACAAAAGCACUGGACAGAAUUUUAGGGGCUGACUCAGAGGAGCUGGAUUCUGAUGAUCUGGAUGAAGAGGAGGAGUUUGAUUUCUCAGAUGGGGAUGAUGAAGACUUGGAUGCUGGAAAUCAAAGGCAGGACCAGAAGAUGUCUCCUGAGGAGCUUGUAGGCAGUCUCAAGUCGUACAUGAAUGAGAUGGACCGUGAACUGGCACAGACCAACGUUGGUAAAAGUUUCACCACCAAGAAGAGAGGGGCAAGGUCUGUUGAAGCAGCCACAUCUGAGAGUGCUGGCCCUGAUUCUGGAACUGAGGAUGCUGAGCUUGCACCGGUGGAUGUGGACAUGAACCUGGUAGCAAACCUGCUUGAGUCCUACAGUGCCCAGGCUGGCCUGGCAGGACCCACCUCGAACAUUUUACAGAGCAUGGGGGUGUAUUUACCUGAAAACACAGAUCACACUGGCUCGAGCAGUUGAGCAACGCAGUGAGACUUUUGACAAGACAUGGGGAUGGGGAAAUGAAGUACAGACAGAUGAGCAGGAUGUGGAAGAAGAGGCCAAAGGUUUUAAUUUCGAGCAUUCUGUUCAUUAUGUGUAACUUCAGAAAUGCAAAGUGCAUUUACCUGCAAAAGCCUUUUGUUCGGACUCUGUCUUGAAUGGAAAUGAGAUUUUCCCAGUGCUAACACAUUUUCAGAAAACUGAAAAAUGAUGUCAUGACUCAAAUGAAACUUUUAUUGCAAAACCUC